Staurois parvus is the source of this 279-nucleotide messenger RNA. Lineage: Eukaryota; Metazoa; Chordata; Amphibia; Anura; Ranidae. The record is from the annotation of a GenBank genome assembly.
ACAGCACUGAAAGCUGAAAAUUGGCCUGGGCAGGAAGGGGGUGAAAGUGUCCGGUAUUGAAAUAUAUAUAUAUAUAUAUAUAUAUAUAUAUAUAUAUAUAUAUAUAUAUCAAGGGCGGACUGACAACUCAUGGGGCCCCUGGGCAAUAAGGAAUCAUGGGGCCCCUGUGUCCUUGCCCACACUCAAAGCACACCCAAAAAAGCCUAUGAAAGGUACCAGGGGCAUCUCAUGGGGCCGCCUACUGACCCUGGGCCGUCGGGCAGUGCCCGAGUUUCCAAA